This is a messenger RNA of Amoebophrya sp. A25, 2613 nucleotides long. Lineage: Eukaryota; Dinophyceae; Syndiniales; Amoebophryaceae. The record is from the annotation of a GenBank genome assembly.
AGACAUCGGACAGAGCAAGGCUCACGUUCGCAAUCUGAGACCCUCCCCUAGUGCCCCAAGUCAUCUAUCGCCCUCUUUUCGAGUAUAUAGGUUCGACUUCAUUCUAACACUUUCCAAACGGUGUUGUAUAUCGCAAUGGAUGCAUUAGGUGUGAAUCUAAAACCGAGUAAGCAAUUUCUUGUAGAAGCAACUUCAGGAUACUUGUUUUUCAACGCUUGUUCCUAUGCAUGUAUCCUAUCGUAAUACGUUCAGGAAGACAUGGAUAUCCACUGAAGAAACAUGAAAUCGAAUAGAUUGUCGAGUUGAGUAAGUAUUUAUCAAUGAGAAAGUUACUCAGGAAAGUUUUGUAGGUACUUAAAAUAACCGUAGUUUUGAUGUCAGUAUCUGGUGAAUAUAUUGGAAGUUUGGUUUGGUACUUAGAAUGUGUAUGAGCUCAAUUUUGGACUGAUUUUGAGUUGUAAUGAUCAUUGAUGCGAGUGCGCAUCUGGCUGACGAUGAAAGUGACUCGUCCGUAAAUCAGGACAGAAUUCUUAAAGUGCCACUGCUCGGAGAACGACGAAGUGUCUGCCUCCAAGGCUCAGUCGGCCGUUUAGCAGCAGGUUCGCCAUCACCGUGGCAUUGACGCUUGAAACGCAGCAGUACUACUGCAUACUCUUCUGGCUACGAAGGUCCGCACUCAAUAGUCACGGCAGGAACCUCGUCCAGUUACUUCAUCGCUGAGCGAAGGCAGUCUUCCGUUGUAUUGGAUUUGAAAAGCAGCUGCACUGAAUCGUUCACGCUAAGCCUUGCGAAGGCAUCUACUGGAGAGGGAUUCUCGAUAAGUGUCACCACGACGAGCUGGAGGUCAGUCUGACGCUUUGCUACGCAGGACGCCUUAAGCCAGUUAUCAUCUUCGAAAUUAGAGGCGAUCACUAGCUUUUUGCAUCGGAAUUGCGCUAAGAAUUGCUGCAGGUUAAGCAGUACAAGCAUUGACGACAGCAACGACGGCAUUCGAAUCGAUUGGCGAAAAGUCGUACUUCCUAGAGAGCAUCGAGGUUACGGUGGAGCGGCAAGGUUGACGAUCAACCAGAAAGUGUCCAAUUGCGCUUCGCCGCAGCAAAAGGCGUUUGUCGACACUAGGAGCAGUAGCGGGCAGUAACUGUAGAGUAGAGAGCAGAAGAAGAGCCCUGUAGGGCAAGAAGACCCUUGCUGCGACACAGUGGCAUUGAAGAACUAAGUCGGUAUUCAGUACUAGCACAAUCUAAAUAGAGGUUGUGCCAAGAACAUGGUGCAGUUGAACAGCACCUUCGGGGAAAAUGGUCCACUGUUCAGUGGGUGGCGGAGUAAAGGGCAUGGCUUCGGCGACGUCUGCAGAAGUUACGUCGACGAUCCAAGCAUAGUCAGACCAUGUAGUGCAUACACCUUUGUUUUCAAUUCUUGAUUGAGCUCUAUCGAUUUUUUGUCAAAUUAUCGAUGCUUUUUUUUUGACUGAUUUCAUCAUGCGGUCUCAUACAACAAUUUAGACUGUCUCGUUAGGACAUGUGAGUUGUUGUUGAGCUUCGUGACCUUCUUCAAUCAACAUCCAUCAGGUCGCGCGUCACCAUCAGGAACGAACUACUACCGAGAGUCAAGGUUAUUCAAAGGCAAGUGGGAGAAGGGUCCACAUGCGAAAAUUGGGAGUGAGAAAAGAAAGGAAUAUGGAAAUGACCCAUCGACGCGAGAUACGCCAGCACCGAACGUGUACGGCGAUGUGACGAAGAAACUAUCAGCGAUCAAGCACGACUACUUGAUAAAAGACCUCAAGCUCAAGUGGAGGUAACAUUUUUCUUCUAUUUGAGGAUGGAGGAUCAAUCUCAAUGAAUUUAACAACCCCCAAGUUGGAAGUGAUUCCUUAGAUUUGAAACGUUUGAAGUGAUUGAAUGCGUGGGAGCAGCCAGGUCACCCAGUUUGCUUAAUAAAUAGUGUGCCUUAACAACUCACUGCAGGUUUCCGACGAUAGAGCAGAAGGUAGCUUCGAAUCCGCGGUAUAGUGGGCCAGGACCAGCCAAGUAUGAUACGAGGUAUCCAGCAGGAGCUAGCGGAUUGGCUAGGGGUAGUAGCAACCCUAGGUGGACCAUGCCUGCUAGAUAUCUCGACAAUACGAAACUCAACGAAGAAGAGGGAAAGCCAGGUCCAGGUCGCUACAACGUCGCAAGCAAGGCCGGGAAGAACUAUCCAAUCAAGCACGGGACAUUGUACUGUUAUUCCUAGAUGAGUGGUCCGGCGCCCGCCACUACUCCAAAUUUGCACUCCUCUUCCGGUAUUGCUUUCAACUUUGAUCAUAGUCAUACAUUCAGCAUCACUUCUAGGACAAAAAUAACGCAAAUUAGGUACGACAUUACGAUUCGCACGCGACCGGAUGCAGCUGACGAUAUAUCGCAGCGAACGCCUGGACCAGGAGCGUAUUUUUCUUGAAUUUAGUAGCUAGUGAGCCGAAGUUAUGUUUGUAAAAUUUGGAUUUUGUGGGACUUCGAUUGAUUGUUCAGAUCACAAACUCGGGACUGUUGAUUUAUUUGCCAUUUUCCGCCUAUGGAUAAUGUGCGGUGAAAAGUAUUCAGGUAUCGCUUGAAGAGUAUGUUCGACCCGAAGUACUGA